Molecule: messenger RNA, 1781 nt
Organism: Ficedula albicollis (Collared flycatcher)
Lineage: Eukaryota; Metazoa; Chordata; Aves; Passeriformes; Muscicapidae
Gene: CCNE2
Product: cyclin E2
Exons: 11
Coding region: 417-1634 (405 amino acids)
Biological process (GO): regulation of cyclin-dependent protein serine/threonine kinase activity; G1/S transition of mitotic cell cycle
Cellular component (GO): cyclin E1-CDK2 complex; centrosome; nucleus
Molecular function (GO): cyclin-dependent protein serine/threonine kinase regulator activity
Source: RefSeq, a predicted model, not a curated record
GCAGGGAGCAGCAGCCUCACAGUGUGUGUCUGCGGGUGCCUGGAACGGAGGGUGCGGGGGGACUAGUGGGGUCACAGCCCCAGGGACUCCCCAUACCCUCUUGUGUGGGAAGUGUCCCUUUAUAACUUCCCUGCCCCCACCGCCAGGCAGCCUGAGCUAAACUGCUGGCAUACCUGGGCACCCUGCAUCAGGACAUGGAGCUGCAUGUGCUUAUAUCCCAUAGUCUUGCUCUGCUUGGGCAUUCCUCAGGCCAGCGGAGGACUUGUGCCCUUCUGUUUGAGCUGUGUGAACCAUGCUGCUCUUUGUGAUGAGUUCGUGAUGCAAAGUAGGGUACCUCUUUCUAAUUUCGUGAGGAUGCACUAACUGAGCUUAUCCUAUUACUUUGUUCCAGGUAGAGAUCUUACAGCCCAAAGAAGAUGUCAAGGCGCAGUAGCCGUUUGCAAGCCAAACAGCAGCAGCCACUGUCCUGUCAAGAAGAGGCUUCACAAGAACUGCAAGCACUAGAUUAUCUCCAGACCAGAAAAAGGAGAACAGCAGAGCAGGAGAUUAAGAAAAGAGAAGAUGGGAAAAUUGCUAAAAAACAUCAAUAUGAAAUUAAGAGUUGUUGGCCCCCCACGAUAACAGGAGGCAUCUCACCUUGCAUAAUUAUUGAAACACCUCACAAAGAACCAGUAACCACUGACUUCUCAAGAUUCAAAAAAUACAGAUUCAGGAACCUCUUCAUAAAUCCAUCACCUUUGCCAGAACUCAACUGGGGAAAUUCCAAAGAUGUCUGGCUCAACAUCCUGACAAAGGAGAACAGAUAUGCUCACUGCAAACACUUCACAUCACUACAUUCUAGUUUGCAACCUCACAUGAGAUCGAUACUGCUAGACUGGCUCUUAGAGGUGUGUGAGGUGUAUGCACUCCACCGGGAAACCUUCUACCUAGCUCAAGACUUCUUUGAUAGAUUCAUGUUGACACAGAAGAACAUUAACAAGAGCAUGCUUCAGCUCAUAGGAAUUACCUCAUUAUUUAUUGCCUCCAAACUUGAGGAAAUCUACGCUCCAAAAAUACAGGAAUUUGCUUAUGUUACUGAUGGUGCUUGCAGUGAAGAUGAUAUUGUAAGAAUGGAACUUAUUAUGUUAAAGGCUUUAAAAUGGGAACUCUGUCCAGUGACAAUUGUCUCUUGGCUGAACCUCUAUCUUCAAGUGGAUGCUCUGAAGGAUGUUCCAAAAGUGCUGCUACCUCAGUAUUCUCAGGAAAAAUUCAUUCAAAUAGCCCAGCUUUUAGACCUGUGUAUUCUGGAUGUGAAUUCUUUGGACUUCCAGUACAGAACGCUAGCUGCUGCAGCACUCUGCCACUAUACCUCAAUUGAAAUAGUUAAGAAAGCUUCAGGCUUAGACUGGGACAGCAUUUCAGAGUGUGUACAGUGGAUGGUUCCUUUUGUGAAUGUGGCAAAAAAGGUCCCUGUGAAGCUGAAGAACUUUAAGAAGGUUGCAGCGGAAGAUCGACACAAUAUCCAGACCCACACAAAUUAUCUGGACAUGCUGGAAGAAGUGAACAGUGGAGUAGUGUCUACUGCCCCAGGGCAGUUAUCACCUGUGUCAACAGGAGGAAUAAUAACCCCUCCCAAAAGCACAGAGAAGAAAUGAAAUACAGUCCAUUGUCAUGAACAGAUUCAGAAACAGGACUUGGUGCUUCAAAACAAGACCACACUAAAGGUGACCCAUGCUCCUUACUGCUGUUCAAGACUUGGGCAGUAAAAGACACAGCAGAUGGAAACUAAGACCCGCAUCUUC